Molecule: messenger RNA, 459 nt
Organism: Cucurbitaria berberidis CBS 394.84
Lineage: Eukaryota; Fungi; Ascomycota; Dothideomycetes; Pleosporales; Cucurbitariaceae
Product: glycoside hydrolase family 18 protein
Exons: 2
Coding region: 13-186 (57 amino acids)
Biological process (GO): carbohydrate metabolic process
Source: RefSeq, a predicted model, not a curated record
GGUGGAUGGGCAAUGAAUAAUCUCGGACUAUACAGAACCACAUUCUCCAACCUCGCGAAAUUCACUUCCGCACAAGCUUCAUUCUUCGAAUCCUUGAUGACAUUCAUGAAAGCUAACAACUUUGACGGUGUGGACAUCGACAUAUCCUGGUGCGGAAGAUCGUGGAGGCAUACUGAAGGACUUUGACAAUUAUGUAACCUUCUUUGAAAAACCUGCGCAACCACCUCAACGGCAGUAGUCAAUACUAUGGAAUUACACUCACACUAGCAAGUCGACUGCCCCCGGAGCUAAUGAGAUAACAUGGCUAAUCCUCCCUUUACCAGUAUCUUACUGGUAACUGAAAGGUUUCGACAUCAUUGAGCUGGAGCCAAAGGUAGACUGGUCAACAUUAUAACUUAUAAAUUCCAUGGCGUCUGGGACAGCAUAGUCAAGUCAAUCGCCCCAUACGCUUACGCGCAC